AUGUCUGCAUCAUCAAGGAGAAGAUCGGUGAAGGACUUUCAGUUUGGAAAUAAGAUAGGUGAAGGAUCGUAUUCCACUGUUUAUAAAGCAGUAGAUGUCUAUUCGCGAAAAGUGUUUGCGAUUAAGAUCCUUUCGAAAGCUCACAUAGUUAAAGAAAAGAAAAUCAAAUAUGUUAAUAUUGAAAAGCAAACAUUGAACAGAUUAGGUCACCAUCCAGGAAUUGUAACAUUAUAUUAUACCUUCCAGGAUGAAUCAUCGUUGUUUUUUGUUAUUGAUUUCGCAGAAUAUGGCGAAUUGUUGACUUUGAUUCGAAAACUAGGGACAUUGAACGAAGUUUCAACAAAAUAUUACAUGAUACAGUUGGUAGAUGCCAUUAAGUUCAUGCAUUCCAAAGGAGUUAUUCACCGGGAUUUGAAACCAGAAAACAUUUUGUUGAAUCAUGACAUGAAAUUAAUGAUUACGGACUUUGGUGCAGCAAAAAUGCUUGAUGAAAAUGGGAAUGCCGAAGAAUUACAGAGUAAUUUAUCAAUUAAUAGCAAUGGAGGCCUGGGAGAAAAUGGUGACGAUAAGGAGAAGGCAGCAUCGUUUGUUGGUACUGCUGAGUACGUAUCUCCUGAGUUACUACAACAUAAUGAGUGUGGGUAUGAAAGCGAUAUUUGGGCUGUUGGUUGUAUAUUAUAUCAGUUCAUCGUUGGACUUCCACCAUUUAAAGGGUCUACUGAAUAUUUAACCUUUGAAAAAAUCAUUGGCCUUGAUUACAAAUUCCCUAAUCAUUUCAUUCCCGAUCCAAUCAAGCAUUUGAUUACGAAUAUAUUGGUGAUCGAUCCGAAAAAAAGAUAUACGAUAAAAGAUGUCCAAGAGCAUCAGUUUUUUAAGAAUGUUCCAUGGACAGACUUUAACUACAUUUGGAAGAGGAAUCCACCGAAGAUAGAAGCUUAUGAUCCUAGAACAUAUGCCAAUGGCAAUACUACACCACCAUCCACAACUGAGGUUUUAUCAAAGCCAGUUGUUGUCAAACAGCCUAUAAAUUUCUACAAAAAGGCGAUCGCGAACCCAUCAAAGACUUUGGAUAUUAUCAAUAGUACUUAUGUUCCUUCAUCCAACCACAUGAUGCCAACAAACUCUCCAAAGAAAAAUGUGGGUGCAUUACAUCAAACUGGAAAAGGGUACCCUAAAAUAAAUCAAUUCAACAGAAAUGCCGCUAUUGCCACUGCCGCCGGUAAUAUAGCAAUGAACAAUAUCACAACUCAGACUACCCCGUCAAAUAUCAAUAGUGCCCAUGUGAUGCCUGCCCAAAACCAAAAUAUUCAUAGUACCCAAAAAGUAAACGGCAAUAAUGCUUCGGUUAGCAAUGUUACUAAUAAACAAGGACAUGCGUAUAAAUCACAAACACAAACACAACCCCAACAGACCUCGACUCCCCCUCAUCCCCUGCAAUCAUCACACGGUGGAUCACCGUCUCAAUUUUCCAGCGUUAAAACUAAUGGGAAAAGCCAUGAAAAACAGAAUUCACAAUCUAGUAAUCAGACAAGAAUUUUCAAACUGCAGUCACAACAAAAACUUCAACAGAGCAACCAUUAUGUUUUCAAUAAACCGCUAAUUCAAGGUGGAGUCAACAUAUCAAAAUCUCAACCAACAAGCCCGAUAUCUUUCAAUUUAAGUAGCCAAAGUAAUCUAGGAAACAGAUCCGUGUCAGAGACAAAAAGUGAGAUUUCUUCACGUAUUAAUAAUGCGUCUUCUGUGGAUAAAAAUGGAAGUGGUGGUGAGAAUCAAUCCUACAGUCCGAUUGAGAAAAAUGGUUCCAGUAACAAUAUUGGUGAUGAAAAAAUGAUUAACGGCUUGGCACAUGAAAUUUCUAUCAAUGACAAUGCAACGCAAGUUAAAGAUUCUCUAGCAGCAGCCAAUGAAGCAAUUCAAAUUGCCCAGAAAUUUAGAGCCAAAAAUUUAUUUGCUUCUACUAGUAGUUAUCCAGGUGAAGCUAUGAACGAUUUUAAUGAUCCUAAAAAACCAAGCCAUCCAUAUGCGCCAAUGAGAUUGGCAUCUGGCAGCAACUCUGCUGCUCUGUCUCCAUUCAUGAAUGGUUAUGCUUACACUAGCAAUCAAUCCAGCACGCCAAUUGAGCAACCAGUGGCGAUCCCUUAUGAAGGCAGACUUUCGCUUUCAUCUGAAGCCCCUUCAGGAGUUGGUAAGAACCAGCAAUAUCACACGAAUUAUGGACUCAACCACUCGACCGACCUCGAUCAAAAUAUUCUCUUAUCAUCAAAUCCUGUGACAAACCCGAGUGGUAAUGCAGAGCCUCAUCCAUUUGACUCCUUAGCGAAACCGGAACCAGUUUUAUCAAAGAUCAAGCAUAAUCAAAGCUUGACACUUGAUACUGGCUUUCCAUCUUCCAAAAUUGAAGCAUAUUCAGAAGAAUUGACCAGCUCCCCAAAAUCACCCAGGGAUAUUGAUUCCAAGCAUACACAUUCAGCUUCUGCAAUGAAGAAAGUUGAUCCACCAGCCAAGAAUUCGGCUUUUGUUCCUCAAACAGAAAAAUUGAAAAUACAAAGUCCGAAGAUCUGUCCAUCACCCGUUAUUUACUUUGAUGAUGACAUCGAGCCAGAAUUCGAAGCUGAUCAUAUCCCUCCAGAAAUUACCCAGCUUCUAUAUGCGGAUGAAAAGAUAAUCAAAUUGGGCACCAUUGUUGUCAGUCAUUUGUCAUUUGAAGAUAUUUUGGAGACUGAUCCAAAUCUAUCUAUUAGCUCUGUAUAUGGAUCAAAGUUGGAUCUCAAUGAUGCCACCAUCAACGAAAUCAUAGGGAAACAUGGAAGGGUCAUUGAUUAUUAUUCCAAACCUGAAGUGAUGAUAGUUACAACAUUGGGAAGGCUAUUCAUUCUCCAAUCAAUUAAGUUGUCAAACAGAUUGUACGAGAUUAAGCUAACCGACAAUAAAAUCUCUUUGUAUGACUACGAAUUUGAUGAAGGCAGUGAAAGCAACUACGGAUACUUGUUGGUUGAAUUGAUUGAUAAGCAAUGUUUGUUAUUCUUAAGCCCCCAUGAUCAUAAAAGGGUUACUGUGGAUUUUGAAACCAAUACCAGCAUCACUUGGAUUGAAUGCUUGUUCAAGGCGAAACAGUUAUUGAGGCCAAAAACGCGCAAGAAAUGCAAUAUGGGCUACGAAUCAAAUACAGAGAACUCCUCACCGACAAAUAAGACUGGCUCGAACAUGCCAUCAUCACUGAAAUCAUCACCUAUUAGCCGUGAAUCGAAACUAAGUGUGGGCUCUCUGACAACUUCCGCCACAAGAUCCUCACAAGGGACCAACAAUAAGAAAAAUAAUUCUUCGGUCGCAAAUGUGGCUGCUGCUGCUGCUGCUGCCGCCGCCGCAAUUAAAAAGGAACAUCGAUAA
Messenger RNA from Saccharomycopsis crataegensis, 3387 nucleotides. Its product is annotated as protein kinase PKH3. The record is from RefSeq and is a predicted model, not a curated record. Gene Ontology annotation, molecular function: ATP binding; protein serine/threonine kinase activity. Lineage: Eukaryota; Fungi; Ascomycota; Saccharomycetes; Ascoideales; Saccharomycopsidaceae. The coding region runs from base 1 to 3387 and encodes 1128 amino acids. The transcript has a single exon. Gene Ontology annotation, biological process: peptidyl-serine phosphorylation; intracellular signal transduction.